ACUCUAUCUACAACCUCACAUAUUAAAACCCCAUCAACUCCUACUCCCCUUUUCUUGAUUCCAAAUUUUCAAUCACAAAAGCAACAACAAGAAGCAUAUUAAUAAACAAUGGCCACUGUUACCUCUGCUGCUGUUGCUAUUCCAUCUUUCACUGGCCUUAAGGCUGGUGCUUCAUCAUCUUCCAGAGUUAGCACCGGUGCAUCCGCUAAGGUGGCAGCUGCCCCAGUUGCCAGAUUGACUGUGAAGGCGUCUUUGAAAGAUGUCGGUGCUGUGGUUGCUGCCACCGCUGUUAGCGCGAUGCUUGCUAGCAAUGCCAUGGCACUUGAAGUGUUGCUUGGUGGUGAUGAUGGGAGUCUAGCUUUUAUUCCUGGGAACUUCAGCGUUAGUGCUGGUGAGAAAAUUACAUUCAAGAACAAUGCAGGGUUCCCACACAACGUCGUAUUUGAUGAAGAUGAAAUCCCAGCUGGUGUGGAUGCUAGUAAGAUUUCCAUGUCUGAAGAGGAUCUUCUGAAUGCAGCAGGAGAGACAUACAGUGUCACUUUGAGUGAGAAAGGAACUUACACUUUCUACUGUGCACCUCACCAGGGAGCUGGAAUGGUUGGCAAAGUUACUGUCAACUAAUUUUUUUCACACCUCUGUUUUGUAAAAGUUGAUUUGAGUUCCCAUCAAUUUCAACAUUUUCCUUUUAGUAUUGCCCUUCUCUUUUUGAGGUGUAAUGAAAACUCAGGAAAUUAAAGUUGCAUAUGUAUCCAUGUAAUGUCAUUUUGUGAUUAAUACCAGCUUUUUUGGACUGUAAUGUUGCUUUUGUAACAUCAAAAAGUUCAACCUUCCUCCUGA
Molecule: messenger RNA, 837 nt
Organism: Solanum lycopersicum (tomato)
Lineage: Eukaryota; Viridiplantae; Streptophyta; Magnoliopsida; Solanales; Solanaceae
Gene: PETE
Product: plastocyanin, chloroplastic
Cellular component (GO): chloroplast thylakoid lumen
Molecular function (GO): copper ion binding
Source: RefSeq, marked validated